Messenger RNA from Amphibalanus amphitrite, 747 nucleotides. RefSeq lists its product as uncharacterized. NCBI's taxonomy places the organism in Eukaryota, Metazoa, Arthropoda, Thecostraca, Balanomorpha, Balanidae. The transcript has a single exon. Gene Ontology annotation, molecular function: RNA-DNA hybrid ribonuclease activity; nucleic acid binding. The record is from RefSeq and is a predicted model, not a curated record. The coding region runs from base 1 to 747 and encodes 248 amino acids.
AUGGUAGCGCUGGUGACCGGCAUGGAAACCCUAACCCAAAAAGACAGAGACCAGGACCUGCCCAUCGUGGUCUGCACGGAUAGCCUCUCAGCGGUGGCGACCCUGCGCAACGGCCCGGCCGCCCAGACCUCCCCGCUGGAAGUAGCGGCUUGGAGAGCCAUGUCCGCCCUCUCGAAUGAUGGCCGGACGAUCCACGUCCAGUGGGUCCCCUCGCACUGUGGUGUGGAGGGUAAUGAGCGAGCCGACAGGGUGGCCCGAGAGGCCGCGGAUCUACCACAAGACAGCGUGCCUGCAGACAUCAGGACAAUCACCCGAGCGGUGGCUAGGGCCGCCCGCGACGACACGGUCCGGGCCUGGCCCCCCGGCUGGUUCCGGUCGCUGGUGGGGGGCCGAUUCCCCCCACCGGUGGCGGGGCUGGACCGGGAGAGAGCGGUGGACGUCCACCAGCUGCGAGCCGGGCACUGGUCGGGCUCUAGGGCCUAUCUACGCAGGAUCGGUGCCGUUCACUCUGUGGGAUGUGAGGGCUGCCGAGACGAGGGCUGUGUGGCGGCCCGCUGCCCCCUGUGUAAUAAGGAGCCUGACACGCCGGCACACGUGCUGCUGAGAUGUCCGGCGCUGAUGCGACUGAGACAUGCAACCCUGGGUCACAUCCAUCCCAGGCUGGAGGAGGUCCGGGAGACCUCAGUGGUGGCGGCCCUGGCGGCCGCCGCCAGACGCUUCCAGAGCCGCCUGGCUAUGCCCCCAUGA